UCACGCCGCCGCGGGAGGAAGGAGCGUUUCGGAUGGGAGGAUGGUGGAGGGACCACGAAAAGGGGUGAUGCGGGUUAGGGUCGAGGGGAACCCAACCCACUGAGGGUUUUAUCACUGUUAAAGAAGAGUGAGACACAAGGAGAGUGGAGAGAGGAGGCAGAUAUUUGGCGGGUGGGGGGCUGCAGGAUGUUCCAAAUAGGGCAGCCGCGAGGGCCCUAAGGCUGGGGGCUCCUCUGUGAGGCCCUACCCCUGGGCCCCCAAGCCAGAAUGUCCCCAGAACAAAGCUUUCCUGUUGUGUUGUUUGUCUGAGUGGGGGGAAAGCAUGUUCGGGGGGCCUCUUGCUGGAGAGGGGCUGUUCUCAGCCCCAGACAGAGGAAAGGCCUUGGCUGAGGAGCCGAUUGGCGCCCUGGGCUCCCGUUGCCCAGUGACAGCCAUGGCAGUGUUGGCAGGAGGUCUGGACAACCCCACCCCACACCCCUCCCAGCUUGAGGCCUGGCCCUCCUGGGCCCCUUGAACCUGCAGGGCAUGUGAGAGCCUGUGUGCUGGGUAGGCUGUGCAGGGGGUUCUCCAUGUGUUCUGGUCUCUGCCCUCUCUGCCUUGGGAUCUGCCCAGACAGGACUCUGGGCUUGGCUCCCAUUCAGAAACCUAACUAAGAUCUGAGGGUCUCCUAACCCCCCUUGCCUGCUUCUCUCCACAAUCAGUAGCUGUCUGUCCUCUGUCCGAAUGGCUGAAUGGAAUCAUCUGGGUCCUUCCCGCCGCCCCUUGCCCCUCGUUGGCUCCUGCCAGUCCCUCUCCUCACCUGUUGCCCAUGUCUGUCCAUUGCUCUGUGUACUUGGCUCUCUCACAAUCACCUUCUAUCCAUCUUCCACAUUGUCUCUCUCUGCUGUCUCUUUCUGUUUGCUCCCGCUUUGUUCCCACAGCUUCCUUCCUCUUACAUCCUGUCUGGGUCUCCCUCUUGCUCAGUCUUAUCUCUGUCUCUGGACCAUUCUCUGCCCUUGGUCUCUAAUCACUAUCUUUUGAUCUCUGGGUCUCUUAGACCAAUGGGUGGGGGUGAUGGAGGUGCCAAUGACAGAACUAGGAAAGGACGUUGUGAGACAGAACAACUGAUGGGGACAGUUUUACUCUUUACAAAAGGGAGGGAGAGCCUAUCUCUGGGUCUCUGUCUCUCACCUCCCUCCCUAGUCUGCACCUCUCUCACCAUGUUUCUGCUCUUGUUUAGUUUGUUUCUUUCUCACUUAGUCCAUGGGUCCCUGUCUUUCUCUCCCACCAUCUCUGUCUCUGUCCUUAUUCAGUGUCUCUCUUCCUCUCACGACCUCUCUCUGGAACCCAGGCCUGACUUCAUCUGUGAUUUCUCUUACACACUCUCUCUCUGGGGCACCCAGGCCUUCCCUGCCAUGCGACCUGUCAGUAUCUGGCAGCGGAGCCCAUGGGGGCUGCUGCUCUGUCUGCUGUGCAGCUCAUGCCUGGGAUCUCCAUCCCCAUCCACGGCCCCCGAGAAGAGGGCUGGGAGCCAGGGGCUGCGGUUCCGGCUGGCCGGCUUCCCCAGGAAGCCCUUUGAGGGCCGAGUGGAGAUACAGAGAGCUGGCGAGUGGGGCACCAUCUGCGAUGACGACUUCACGCUUCAGGCUGCCCACGUCCUCUGCCGAGAGCUGGGCUUCACAGAGGCCACGGGCUGGACCCACAGUGCCAAAUAUGGCCCUGGAACAGGCCGCAUCUGGCUGGACAACCUGAGCUGCAGUGGGACUGAGCAGAGUGUGACCGAGUGUGCCUCCCGGGGCUGGGGGAACAGUGACUGUACCCAUGAUGAGGAUGCUGGAGUCAUCUGCAAGGACCAGCGCCUCCCCGGCUUCUCGGAUUCUAAUGUCAUUGAGGUAGAACAGCACCUGCAAGUGGAAGAAGUGCGACUUCGGCCCGCCGUGGGGAGGGGCAGGCGGCCUCUGCCAGUGACCGAGGGACUGGUCGAAGUCAGGCUUCCCGACGGCUGGUCGCAAGUGUGUGACAAAGGCUGGAGCGCCCAUAACAGCCACGUGGUCUGCGGGAUGCUGGGCUUCCCUAGCGAAAAGAGGGUUAACACGGCCUUCUACAGAAAGUUGAGGAAGCGAGCGGCCAAAGCCUCGGCCCGACGCCCCAAGCCCCUUGGAAGACCAAUCACCAAGCUUAAAGUCAAACCCAAACCCCGAGUGGGCAGGGGAUCAAUCAAGAGGCUGCUGGCCCAGCGGCAGCAACACUCCUUUGGUCUGCAUGGGGUGGCGUGCGUGGGCACGGAGGCCCACCUCUCCCUCUGCUCCUUGGAGUUCUAUCGUGCCAAUGACACCACCAGGUGCCCUGGGGGGGCCCCUGCGGUGGUGAGCUGUGUGCCAGGCCCUCUCUACGCAGCAUCCAGUGGCCAGAGGAAGCAACAACAGUCGAAGCCUCAGGGGGAGACCCGAGUGCGUCUAAAGGGUGGGGCCCACCCUGGAGAGGGCCGGGUAGAAGUCCUGAAGGCCAGCACAUGGGGCACAAUCUGUGACCGCAAGUGGGACCUGCAGGCAGCCAGCGUGGUGUGUCGGGAGCUGGGCUUCGGGAGUGCUCGAGAGGCUCUGAGUGGUGCCCGCAUGGGGCAGGGCAUGGGUGCCAUCCACUUAAGUGAGGUUCGAUGCUCUGGACAGGAACCCUCCCUCUGGAGGUGCCCCCACAAGAACAUCACAGCCGAAGACUGUUCCCAUAGCCAAGAUGCUGGAGUCCGAUGCAACCUGCCCUACACUGGGGUAGAGACCAAGAUCCGACUCAGUGGGGGCCGCAGCCAACACGAGGGGCGAGUGGAGGUGCAAAUAGGGGGACCUGGGUCCCUUCGCUGGGGGCUCAUCUGUGGGGAUGACUGGGGGACACUGGAGGCCAUGGUGGCCUGUAGGCAACUUGGACUGGGCUAUGCCAACCAUGGCCUGCAGGAGACCUGGUACUGGGACUCAGGGAAUAUAACAGAGGUGGUGAUGAGUGGAGUGCGCUGCACAGGGUCUGAGCUGUCCCUGGACCAGUGUGCUCAUCAUGGCACCCACAUUGCCUGCAAGAGAACAGGAACCCGCUUCACUGCUGGAGUCAUCUGUUCCGAGACUGCAUCAGACCUGCUGCUGCACUCAGCACUGGUGCAGGAGACCGCCUACAUCGAGGACCGGCCCCUACACAUGCUGUACUGUGCUGCAGAAGAGAACUGCCUGGCCCGCUCAGCCCGCUCAGCCAACUGGCCUUAUGGCCACAGGCGUCUGCUCCGAUUCUCCUCCCAGAUCCACAACCUGGGACGAGCUGACUUCAGGCCCAAGGCCGGGCGCCACUCCUGGGUGUGGCACGAGUGUCAUGGGCAUUACCACAGUAUGGACAUCUUCACUCACUAUGAUAUCCUGACCCCCAAUGGCACCAAGGUGGCUGAGGGCCACAAAGCUAGUUUCUGUCUAGAAGACACCGAAUGUCAGGAGGAUGUCUCCAAGAGGUAUGAGUGUGCUAACUUUGGAGAGCAGGGCAUUACCGUGGGUUGCUGGGAUCUUUACCGGCAUGACAUCGACUGCCAGUGGAUUGACAUCACAGAUGUGAAGCCAGGAAACUACAUUCUGCAGGUGGUCAUCAACCCCAAUUUUGAAGUAGCAGAAAGUGACUUCACCAACAACGCAAUGAAGUGUAACUGCAAAUAUGAUGGACAUCGCAUCUGGGUGCACAACUGCCACAUUGGUGAUGCCUUCAGUGAAGAGGCCAACAGGAAGUUUGAGCGCUACCCUGGCCAGACCAGCAACCAGGUCAUCUAAGGUGCUGCCACCCUCCUCUGAAAACCACCACUGGCCCCUAAUGGCAGGGGUCUGAGGCUGCCAUUACCUCAGGAGCUUACCAAGAAACCCCUGAUGUCAGCAGGCCAGCCAUGCUCAUCCAGUGUGUGCUAUGGAUGUGGAAACAUCAAAAUGAAGUUAUUGCCCUCCUUCCUAUGCCAGCUGCCGGAUCUGUGGCCAAGCAUGGGGAAUUUUUGCUCCCAGGCCCAGCACUGAGUGAAGCACACUACAAAGAGCAGCACCUGAUUGACUGCCCAGAACAACAGACAGCAGGAGCUCAUUUUCUCAAAUAGGGAGGUCAGAAUGGUCAGCUCCAGUAUCUCCCCUCCGUUCAGGGGGAAUACAGCUUUACCUCUAGCCUCUUCAUGGGGAAAAAGAUCAGUACCCCCCGCCCCGCCCUUAUUUUUGACUAUAACAUGAUGCUAGGUAUAAUUUUAUUUUAUAUAAAAAGCAUUUGUGUGAUUCCUCAGA
This is a messenger RNA of Felis catus (domestic cat), 4262 nucleotides long. RefSeq names its product lysyl oxidase like 3 (gene LOXL3). Lineage: Eukaryota; Metazoa; Chordata; Mammalia; Carnivora; Felidae. Gene Ontology annotation, cellular component: membrane. Gene Ontology annotation, molecular function: copper ion binding; protein-lysine 6-oxidase activity. Gene Ontology annotation, biological process: inflammatory response; peptidyl-lysine oxidation. The transcript is spliced from 15 exons. The coding region runs from base 732 to 3773 and encodes 1013 amino acids. The record is from RefSeq and is a predicted model, not a curated record.